Messenger RNA from Salvia splendens (bonfire salvia), 1765 nucleotides. RefSeq names its product serine/threonine-protein phosphatase 7 long form homolog. Lineage: Eukaryota; Viridiplantae; Streptophyta; Magnoliopsida; Lamiales; Lamiaceae. The transcript is spliced from 5 exons. The record is from RefSeq and is a predicted model, not a curated record. Gene Ontology annotation, biological process: meristem development; meristem maintenance. The coding region runs from base 115 to 1269 and encodes 384 amino acids.
GUUUUCACGGGGCGUGACUAUCAUGACAACUUUCCAGAUUGGACCAGCAAGUGCCGCGAUCUGUUGGGAUGGAUACCAGAUUCUUCCACAGAGACAAAGCAAGGCGGUUUGCUGAUGACCGCGCUCAUCAACCAGACAAGGAUGCCACUGGGUGAUGACCUACCUACGUUUGUUUACAUCCAAAGGGCACGUAUCCAUGCUCUAAUUUUAUUAGGAGGUCUCAUUCUACCGGACACCACGGGGUGUAAGGUGCCAUUUAUGUGGUUGAAUGGGCUUGGGGAUCCGGAAGAGGUGAAGAAUAUUAGUUGGGGAAGUGCGGCAUUGGCCUACCUUUAUCAUUAUCUGUGCGAGGCUUCCAUGGAUAAGAGAAAAGAGUUGGGCCGGCCUAUGAUCCUUCUGCAGCUAUGGGCGUGGGAAAGAAUGCCCACAUUGAGGCCUGCGUUCAUAGGACCAGUUGUGCACGAGCCAUAUACACCAUGUGGUGCCAGAGGAACAACGCAGAUAGGAAAUGCUCCUAGACACUCGGUUGAGCAUUACCGUGACCAAUUAUCUCUGAUUAGACCUGGCCAGUUUAUUUGGACGUCGUACGCACCUUACACACUGCCUGACUACUGCAAUGAUGUGAAUGGAUGCUCUCUGUGCGAAACGUACUUGGUAUGUUGGGCCUAUGUCGAGGCCCAUGAGCCUGGAAGAGUGCGCCGACAGUUCAAUCGGUACCAGGAUAUACCUCAGUAUGUAGACAAGAUGCUAAGGAACGCCGAUCAUUUGGGCAAAAAUGAUCGGCGUGGCAAGAAGGGCAACAACUGGGCAAACACACAUCAGUUCUACAUUGGGGAGUGGGACAUGAGGUACGAAAGGUUCCAAGCUGCCGAAUAUGCCGCGCCGAUGUCCAUGAAUAUUCCCAUGAACCCGGGGUAUAUGGCGUGGUAUAACAUGAUUACCGUGACGUACAUGACUCAGCCUGGGACACGGGCCACUGCUGGGAUGAACGAGUCGGCUGCUUCGAUGAGACUAUUUGUUGAGGGUUUUCAGCAGGUUUUCCAUUUAACUACGGAAGACGAAAUUGACCCACGAGUGCGCCAGAUUCGAGAAAUUGUUAUGAAUGUACUCGAAUCUACGAACAACGCUGAUGUCAUGGAGUACCCCGCUUCCCAACAUCAGGAUGUGGUCAUGCCUUAUCAACCAGAAGUAGUGCCACGGCGUCAUGAACUGGGGGACACGGCUACACAAAGCAGUUUAGGAUGUCCCAGCCGUUGCCCGAUUAUGUAGCACCAGAGCCGCAGUAUCAAGAGCAGGACCCACCCCAGUGGUAUUCAUACCCGGCGCAUGAGUCUCAGUCAUAGUGGGAGCGUCCCCAGUAUUCUCCUAGCCAGCCUGAGCCCGAUUGGACUCGUCGCCCAUAUUCACAAAGCCAAGACGUACCGCAAUGGAGUGGAGCCCGAGCAUCGGUCGAUUCAUUCUUCCAGAAUUAUCAGAUCGUGCCUCCUGUCCAAGCUGAAGAAGAGGAUGAUGAUGAAGGAGAAGAAGAAAAUGACAACAUAGAGGAUGCAAAUGAGGAAGAAGACGUUCAAAGCAUCCGUCUCCAACAUCAACCAGCUGCGGAGGGUUCAUCGCGCGGUGGGGUUGGGAAGCUGAUGAGCAAAGUGUACAAGCGAUUGUCCUCUAGGAAGAAUAAGGGGAUUGAACCGUCAAAAUACACUCCAUCGUUGUAUAAGUAGCAAUUGUUCAGGAAGUCAGGCAGUGAAGAAUGAUCGUGGAAUUGUCC